GUAGAAAAGAAAUAAGUUAUUUAGAUUCUAUCUAUUUUUAAACUUUAAACUGGCUGGCGACUUUGUGGUUAAGAGUUUCCCCCCAUUGCGGAAGGUCUUGAGUUCAAACCUUGGCCGAUUCAUGCCAGAGACUAUAAAAGUGUGAAUUCUUUCUACUAUUCACUUCGCAGGACCCUAAUUGAUAACAGUAUCAUUAGGAACUGAAGAGGUUAUCCUGGGUAAAUAAUAAUAAUAUUAAUAAAAUCUGAUUAUUUUUAUUUUCUGAAAUCUGAGUGUGUGAAAGAGCAGUCACUGAUAAGAACUAAGUGGGGAACUUAUGUUUGUAGAUGAGAGUUCUUUUGAAACUUUGUAGGUUACCAGGAACUUGUUUUGUUUACUUUUAACACAACCAACCUUUCUGUUGGCAAUUAAUCAAUGAGAAUCAGGGUUCUAACUGUCAACAAUUUUUUGCUGACACAUUUCCGGGCAUGAUUUAAAAGCUAUAAGAUGACAUCUUAUUCUUCCUGUGUACUAACAUAUGCCUGACAGAACCUUCAGCUAACUAUUAAACUUUGACAUUACAACAAGAAUUGAUUUUUCUAGUUGUAAGUUAAAUUGUCUUCUGUAAACACACAAAUAUAGUAAGCAAUGGUUUUAAUAAUUUGGUUGAAUUGAAUUUUGGCUGUUUGAGAUUACAGAUAGUUUGGUUUCUCUAUAUUAGUAAUGCUUUAUGUAGUAUAUACACUAUAGUGAUGUCAUUGCUAUAAUUCCAAUGUUUAAAAUAAUUACUUCCAUUACACUGCAUUGUUUUAAAGUUACAAUCAGAUUUAUAGAUAAUACAAAAUAUAAUUUGCAUUGGUAUCAGAUUUGGAUUUACAAUAGUGAUAACACAUUAUGGGAUAUAUUUUUUUUUAAAUAUGUGGUAACAUAAUACUUAAGCAUUUUUUUGUUAUUGAAAUCAAUGGAUACAUUGCACAUUUGGAAAUUUUUUGGAUACUGAAUGGAUUAAUUAUUGUGUUGAGCACAGCUCUGAUCUCUUUUUAUGUUUUAAAGUUUAAAGCUUUAAAAACAAAACAAGCAUCUUUCUUUGCUUGUUCUUAUUUUAAGUUUAAUUCUUUCUUAAGGUGAAUUAAAGCCAAAAAUUCUUUAUUAUUUAAAAUAAGCCUUCUAUAAAUGGCAUUUCAUACUUCAUGGCCUGGGAUUCAAUUUAAAUAUAACAUUACAGAAGAAAGGGGUGGUGAUGUUAAUGGAAUGAAUGCAGACGGUGUUGUUCCUUUGCAUGAUGGAAUUCAACGUGGUGAUAAAGAUAUAGUAGAAGAGCUGUUAAAAAAUGGUGCAGACACAAAUACCAAGCCUGUUAAAGGUAAUCUUGAAGGAAAGUCUCCAAUUUAUCUUGCUAUUAAAGAUCCAGAAUUAAAGACAUUGUUAGAACAAUAUGCUGAGCAAGACACAGUAAACACGGAAGGAGAGGUUACUGAGGAUGUACACACAGAAGAAGUUUCAGAGCAAAGCACUGUCAUCACAGAGGUCAAACACAAGUCUCGCAAUUCAAUGUCAACUUCAUCCACCCAUUUAUUGAAUCAACCAUCAGUUUUACCAAAAAUGGUGACAGUGGACCCCACCCUAAAAUAUUUAUGCCCUCCUCCGCAAAGGAUGAAACAAUUUGAAGGAUUAUUCUUUGUCCCUCCUAGUGAACUCACGGUUGAAAUAGUAUCUUCACGAGGACAUGUAAACGAUAUAAAAGAUGUUGGAAAUUUGUUUACAAAAAUGUUUCAGAGUAUUGGAAUAACUUUAUCGUAUAUUUAUAAUGGAAAUAGCACUUCGAAUUACAUCAAGGAAACUCAUCUUCAAUGUAUAAUAAGUGAAAAUACAUUUAGACACAAAGAAGAGUAUAAAAUACAAGUGAAUACACAUAAGGUGGUGAUUUUAUCUUCCUGUACUGUUUCAAUGUUUCGUGGAAUAUCAACGUUCGUGCAGUGUUUAAGGUUAUUCAGAGGAAAAGCUGUCCCAUUAUUACAAAUUUCUGAUUGGCCAUCUCAUCCUCACAGAUCUGUUAUUCUUGACUUCCAGUGCAAUGACAUUCCCCAUUUGGACAUCUUCUGUGAAACUGUAGAUAUUCUUGCCUUAUUUAAAAUUAACCAGAUUCAACUGAACAUACAAAAUAUUGGUGAACAAAAAAAUACAGGAUGUUUCAACUUAAGAGAAUUUUUCACAUUGCAAGCAUAUUGCCAGAAAAGAUUUAUUCUCGUUGUUCCUUAUAUUGUGAUAGAUGAACAUUCAAACCUCAUCAGUCAUGGAAAUAAUGGGAUAUUUCAACUGAAUAUUGAAAAGUUAAAUAACUACAUAGAUUUGUUUCCAUCGUCUAACUUCCUGCAUGUUGAUCUUCGCCAUGCAAGCAGUUCUAAACUCAUUCAACAACUUCAUCAGUAUUGCAUAGCUAGAAACUAUCAUCUGCAGCUGACAGUCAAUGAAAUUGAUAUGCAUCUCGAUCACCUGACAUCAUUACUAAAUAGUUUCUCGUUUACCGUUAAUUUGUCUCAGGCGGAUCGGUUAGAAGAACGCAUUGAAAUGGUAGAUAACUUAGGAUUACAAUGUAUUGUUUGUUAUGAAAAUAACAAUUUGAACAGGUUAUUUCCAAACAUAAUGAAUGCCAUGUCCAGUGUGCACGAAAUUUCAUACAAACUUAACAAUUAUAAUGUUGCUGGUUUAUCUACCAAACUCUCUUCGUCAUCAAAAAAGUUGUGUAGCUGGAGCAGUUUUCUCCCAACCAUCGUUAUGACGUCAUUCAUGGGAUGGAACGCCCCGAAAGAAUUGGACGAGACGUACAUUAAAAAUAUCAUUAACUAUCAAAUAUACGAAGACGAUAAUGACUUAAUUGGUAAUUAUUUUGUAUCCAUGGGAAAUUCGUUACCAUUGACAACUGCUGAUCGUUCUUUAUUCGACGACAUGUUGGCGUAUUGUUCAAUUGAUGCGUCAUCUUUAACGACGGAAAAUCUUCAGGAGAUUUGCAAGACCAUCAAAGUUUUAAAACUUGACAUACAGAAGAUGAAACUGGGAUCAUCUUUAAAUAACUUUUUUGUCGAGGAAUCCAUUAUUUUGCUGAAUGUUUUGUUCUUCUUAUCAAGAAUUUGUUAUGGUGUUCUCAACUUGCAAACAAAAGAUAAGACACAAAAUUUGGAUGAUCUGUCGCAGCUAAAUAAAAGUGAUCAUUCAAAUAGAUUGAUGACAUUGAUAAACGAAUAUGAACAAUACUGCAGCAAGUAUUACAAACAUUCUUCCUCGGGUUAUGUGUCUGUGGAGUUGUUGAAAAACCUUCUACGUAAAAUACUACCAAAGAACGCGCCAUCUUCUGGCCUGCUAAGCAUGUUUACGGCUUGAAAAAGGCGGGAAAACUACUGUUGCAUCAGAUCUCGCUCUGUCGCCGCCAUUUUACCAUACGCAUUCUUGAGUAAAAUUUCUCUAAGGAACACUAAUAAAGAUAUACGCGUUUCAUGCUUGACACCAUUAAUUUUAUUUAUAUGAUGUGAAUCUUAGGUUGUUGUUUUUUAAUUCAGAGGAAUAUAGGUAAAUUUGGUAACUUAUUUAUUUUUUAGAUUUCUGUUUAUUGUGAUUAUUUUUCUUAGCAGAACUUCUUUUGUUCUGUUCGGUUUUUUAUCUGUUGUUGUCAUUGUUACGCGUAUCGAUUGUUCUUUAAAUUUUUAGGGUAGUUUUAUUAUAUGCACUGUUCGCACAUUUCUAAUUUCCUGCACUCAAACGCAGAUGUUCUAUCGGAUUACUGAACUAGUCGGAUUUUAUAAUUACUAUGGUGUCAACCUAUAUUCGAUGAAGAGCGGGAAGGCUUCUUCGCAAUCUUUAUAUUAAUCCCGCUUAGGUAAUCUAUUAAUACCGAAACUUACUCGGAUUGAUCCCGAUUCGGAAUUGAAUUUUGUUAAAAAGCAGUAAACGUGAAC
Molecule: messenger RNA, 3929 nt
Organism: Hydractinia symbiolongicarpus
Lineage: Eukaryota; Metazoa; Cnidaria; Hydrozoa; Anthoathecata; Hydractiniidae
Exons: 20
Coding region: 1153-3357 (734 amino acids)
Biological process (GO): carbohydrate metabolic process; glycosaminoglycan metabolic process
Cellular component (GO): membrane
Molecular function (GO): beta-N-acetylhexosaminidase activity; protein binding
Source: RefSeq, a predicted model, not a curated record